Messenger RNA from Symbiodinium natans, 1062 nucleotides. The record is from the annotation of a GenBank genome assembly. NCBI's taxonomy places the organism in Eukaryota, Dinophyceae, Suessiales, Symbiodiniaceae.
AUGGUUGCUCCACCACCCCGUGCUUUGUGCAACCAAUCUUCCAACAUUCGCUGGGCUUCGAUCCGCCACGAGCUGGGCUCUGUGCUCGACAACUCCGCCGACUUUUUCCGGCAGCUGUCUGUGAGGAGGCACUUCAAGUGGCUCCUGGCCUGGUUCUCGACAACUGCCCACACCAACAUCUGGCUCAGCGGAUGCCCACUAGGUGUCCUGACAUUGAGACUGUUCACGGUCCUGAUCUCCAACGAUGCUGAUCGUUGCAUACAGAUGCGCGAUGCGAGGAUGGGCUUGGAUCUCAUCCACGUGCCCUUGGCCGACGUCGUGGAGUCUGGCUGGCCAGCAUUUCGAAUCCUGGCCCUCCUGGCAGAGGAGCAACGUCGGAUCAGCUAUCCUCUUGACAGCGCCUGCGACAACUUAGACUCCUCGUCUGGAAGGGCCUUCCGAACACAGCUUGCCGCGGCGCUGGCAGCGCGCAGCACGCUGCCCCUUGCAGAGGCGGAGGCACACCUGCGCGAGCCACCUCCUCGUUGCGUGCUGGGCGAUGCUGCGGCGUACUUCGUGUUGGCCGCGUCGCACGACGCCUCGGCUCCGCAGCAUCGCGAACUCCUGGAGAAAGGACAAGCAGUUCUGCUCGAGUGGACGCCGCUCCGGCGAUCCCUCUACGACAUCUUAACCACCCGCUGGCCGGUAUGGAGGGCCCUGGAGCGCACGUCCAUCCGUCCCAACGCGUCGCUGCCGAACCUGCGCGGCUGGGUCAUGGUUGUGGCGUCAUGCUCGAUUUCCGGACACAAUGACACCUUCAAUGCUGCCCAAUACUCGGAGUGCGGACAGCAAAGCCAUCCGGCUCUAGUAGGAAUCUACGUCCCAGGUGCCUCACUGCUCAGCACGUCGGUGGUGGUCCUCCUCUCGCCACUUCUGUGGAGCGGCCUCGACUCGGCAUGGGAGGCCUUGGUCUCGGGGGUGCGUGCUCUGCAAUAUCCCAGCGAGUUCCAGACCUUCAGCGAGGUUCCCUUAGAUGCUGACAUCAUGGGGCGCCUCGGCAGUGGCCAAAGGGGUCCAAGGUAG